GGAACUUUUUGUUCAGCCUAUUCGACCUUCUGUUUCAGCAGCAAAGCGAAAGGUCGGCACAAUCUCGCCAUGGCGAACUCCUCCUCGAUCCUGCAGCAGUUGGGAUGCGUCCGGUCGCUCUUCACGACGACGACGUCCCGGUCCACCACGCUGCAGACACCCAUGGUCGGCCGCCGCAUGCUCAGCACAGUCUACUCCGCCAAACCGGACCCAAUCCCUUUCCCCAAAGGCUUGCCCGACCAAUUCUACUCGCAAAUACCGAAACGCAUGCGCCCUGAUCUUGCCCCAAAGAAACUCAAGAUCGUCCCCCCACCACCCGCACCGCAAUGCAAGGACGCCGUGGCAGCCGUGACCCAGGCGCAGCUGAAGACGCUGGACCCAAGCGGCAAGCGGAUGCGGCUCUUCGACUACCGGCGGUACGCGCGCAGCGUCAAGCCGGGCGACAUCAUCCGCGUGACGUUCAAGAACGGCGACCCGUUCGCGGGGCUGGUGCUGAGCAUCAAGCUGCGCGGCGCGGACACCUCGGUGCUGCUCCGCAACCAGCUCACGCGCGUCGGCGUCGAGAUGUCCGUGAAGGUGUUCAGUCCCAACGUUGAGAGCGUGGAGAUCGUCCAGCGUUCUGAGAAGCGGAAGCGUCGUGCUAGGUUGUAUUAUAUGAGACAGCCUAGACAUGAUAUGGGUAGCGUGGAGAACUUGGUCACCAACUAUCUCAGACAGAAGAGAGCGCUUGCUGGAAAGAAGGAUCGCGGUAACAAGAAGCGGUGAUCGGACUUGGGUUUUUCGGGGCGAUUGUAUUUUUAUGUUAACUAGCAUUUGUAUAUUGGAUCUUAGGUCCGGGUGUUCAUUUCUGUCUUACUUUCUCUCUCACUUUACGGAAUGCAGUCAAAUCGAAAAGAUCUGGGAUUGCGUCUUUGGAUGUCUUGUCUUGGUACGGCGGCUCGAAGUGGGCUCUUACCUAUUGACCUCUGUAACAAUACUCAAAGCCAGGCUAAUACGGGA
This is a messenger RNA of Aspergillus homomorphus CBS 101889, 999 nucleotides long. Its product is annotated as mitochondrial 54S ribosomal protein bL19m. Gene Ontology annotation, cellular component: ribosome; mitochondrial large ribosomal subunit. Lineage: Eukaryota; Fungi; Ascomycota; Eurotiomycetes; Eurotiales; Aspergillaceae. Gene Ontology annotation, biological process: translation. Gene Ontology annotation, molecular function: structural constituent of ribosome. The coding region runs from base 70 to 765 and encodes 231 amino acids. The transcript is spliced from 3 exons. The record is from RefSeq and is a predicted model, not a curated record.